Messenger RNA from Chaetura pelagica (chimney swift), 723 nucleotides. RefSeq names its product tetraspanin 8 (gene TSPAN8). Lineage: Eukaryota; Metazoa; Chordata; Aves; Apodiformes; Apodidae. Bases 1 to 723 code for a protein of 240 amino acids. The transcript has 8 exons. The record is from RefSeq and is a predicted model, not a curated record. Gene Ontology annotation, cellular component: membrane.
AUGGCGGGUGUAAGCAGCUGCAUGAAGUACUCCAUGUUCAUCUUCAACUUCAUAUUCUGGCUGUGUGGUUCCAUUAUUUUAGGAGUGUCAGUAUGGAUACGUGUUAGCAAAGAUGCUCAGCAGGAGCUGGGUAUAAACAGCAAUGUGUUCGUGGGGGUGGAUCUGCUGAUAGCUGUGGGCUCCAUCAUUAUGGUCCUUGGGUUUCUGGGGUGCUGUGGUGCCAUAAAGGAGAGUCGGUGCAUGCUGCUCUUGUUUUUUAUUGGACUGCUUCUGAUUCUGAUCCUUCAGGUCACAGGAGGUAUUUUAGGAGCAGUGUACAGUUCUCAGAUUGAAACAUCCCUUAAUGCGACAAUCGAGGAGAAUAUGAAAUCAUUGAAAAGUUCUGAAGAAAAAGACAGAGUGUUUCAAGAGAAGUUCCAGAAUUUUGAGACAAUGAACAAGUGCUGUGGUUUGGUGAAUGGAUAUGCAGACUGGGGAAAAAAUUUCAAUACUCUUCUUAAUGGUAAUAAAAUCUGUGAGUGUGAACUAAAAAACCCAUCAACAGACCUCUGCAUCUCCUACCAAGGCAGAUACAUUUAUUCAAGGCCUUGUGGAAAAGUGAUCGUGAAAUACCUUAAAGACCAUCUGCUCAUUGUUAUGGGGAUUGCCUUUGGACUGGCAGUUAUUGAGAUACUUGGUUUGGUGUUUUCUAUGAGCCUCUACUGCCAGAUCCAGAGAAAAUGA